UUCACUAUGAAGCAAGGUGGAUGGAGAAAACGAGCCAGUGACAGAGAUGGCUGGGCAGCAUGGGGAGGAUAUAUGUCUGCCAAAGUCCAGAAACUGGAGAAUCAGUUUCAUUCAGAGGCAGCUCUGCAACAUCACAAAGAUGAAAAAUCAUCCAGCAUUUUCAGUGGAGUUGCCAUCUUUGUCAAUGGCUUCACAGAUCCUUCUGCUGAUGAAUUGAGGCGGCUAAUGAUGUUGCAUGGAGGACAAUAUCAUGUAUACUAUUCUAGAUCCAAAACAACGCACAUUAUUGCUACAAAUCUUCCAAAUGCCAAAAUAAAGGAACUGAAGGGAGAAAAAGUAGUUCGACCAGAUUGGAUAAUAGAUAGCAUAAAGGCUGGACGACUCCUUUCAUAUAUUCCUUAUCAGCUUUACACAAAACAGACAAGUAUUCAGAAAGGCCUCUGGUUUAAUACUAUAUGCAAGCCUGAAGAUUCAGUUCCAGGUCCUAGCAAUAUCUCUGUGGGACUCAACAGGGUAAAUAGUCUUGUAAAGAAGCAUGAAGGAGAGAAUGAAAUGAAAACAAAUGGAGUGAGUAAAUCAAAGAAAGAAGCUGAAACUACAAGAUUCUUGGAGUUGGAGCAAACUCUUUCCAGAAGCAAACAGAAUGGAAUAUAUCAGAAAGACAAUUUUUCCAUUUUUAAUGGACAUAGUGAUAGUUCCAACAGUGCCUUAAAGAUGCAGGAUGGUUUGCUACACUUUGACAAAAGUGUUAUAAGCAGACUGUCUCCUGUGCAUGAAGAAUUGAAAGAAAGCACUGAUUUUAGAGACUGCUCUACGCAACAUUUGCAACAAAGCAACAGAAAUACUGAACUUUUAAGAAAUGUGCACAGGACUAUGAGUAAUUCAUCUUUUUCAUCUUUGCACAGUAAUAUUAAAAUAAAUGGUGCUCAUCACUAUAAUGUUCAGGGGCCUUCAAGCACAAAAAGCACUACUUCAGUACCUGCUCCUAGUAAGGAAGAUUAUUCACCUUUGUCCAAACCUUCAAAUGGCAAUUUCAUUUCAGAUUUUUACUCUCAUUCAAGAUUGCAUCAUAUAUCUACCUGGAAAUGUGAAUUUACAGAGUUUAUCAACACACUACAGAAACAAAAUAAUGCUAACUUCCCAGGAAGAGAAAAGUUGAAAAAACUGAAAGCAGGACAAUCUACAAUAAAUAAAGCUGACUUGGAUAGUACAUCCUUUUUGAAUUCAUCCAAACCUCAGUGUUGCAUAAUGCAUGUAGAUAUGGACUGUUUCUUUGUAUCAGUUGGUAUCCGAAAUAGACCAGACCUAAAAGGAAAACCAGUGGCUGUUACAAGUAACCGAGGAUCAGGAAAAGCAUUGUUACGUCCUGGUGCAAAUCCACAACUGGAAAGGCAAUAUUAUCAAAAUAAAUUGUUGAAAGGCAGAACAGAAAUUGAUGAUGAUGACUCAACAGAUGAUGAUAAUCAAGAUUCUGCCGAAUUGAGUAAAAGUGAUUUUGAUAUUUCUGUGUCAUCAAUGGCGGAAAUUGCAUCUUGCAGUUAUGAAGCCAGGCAAGCUGGUAUAAAGAAUGGAAUGUUUUUUGGACAAGCAAAACAGUUGUGCCCAAAUCUUGAAGCUGUUCCCUAUGACUUUCAUGCAUACAAAGAAGUUGCACGAACUAUGUACGAAACAUUGGCAAGCUAUACUCAUAACAUUGAAGCUGUCAGUUGUGAUGAAGCACUGGUAGAUACCACUGAAAUCCUUGCAGAGACUGGGUUGAUAUCAGAUGAACUAGCAAAUGUUAUUCGUGCAGAAAUAAAAAACAAGACCAAAUGUUCCGCUUCAAUUGGAAUAGGUUCAAAUAUUUUACUGGCCAGGCUGGCAACUCGCCGAGCAAAACCUGAUGGGCAGUAUCAUUUGAAGCCUGAAGAAGUAGAUGACUUUAUCAGGAGCCAACUAAUUAUACAUCUUCCAGGAGUUGGAAGAACAAUAGAAUCUAAGCUGUCAUCUAUGGGGAUAAAAACUUGUGGAGAUCUACAGUGUAUCACAAUGUCAAAGCUUCAGAAAGAGUUUGGACCAAAAACUGGACAAAUGCUAUAUAGAUUUUGCCGUGGUUUGGAUGACAGACCAAUUCAGAGAGAAAAAACAAGAAAGUCUGUUUCAGCUGAGAUCAAUUAUGGUAUAAGAUUUUCACAGGCAAAAGAAGCAGAAGCUUUCCUUCUGAACCUUUCAGAAGAGAUCCAGCGAAGGUUGGAGGCAGCUGGUAUGAAAGGAAGACGAUUAACUCUCAAAGUUAUGAUCAGGAAAGCUGGAGCCCCAGUAGAACCUGCAAAAUUUGGAGGGCAUGGAAUCUGUGAUAGUGUUGUCAGGACUGUGACUCUCAACCAUGCAACAGAUAACGGGAAAGUGAUUGGGAAAGAAAUAUUAAAUAUUUUUCACACAAUGAAACUGAAUAUUUCUGAUAUGAGAGGGGUUGGAAUUCAAGUACAUCAGCUCGUUCCAGUUAAUAAAACAACUGCAAUGUCUUCCUCUAAUACUUCAUUACCUUCUGGGUUCUUGCCUGGUGGAGCUGAUUCAAUUAUUGAUCUUUUGCAAGUUCCAAAAGGUGUGAAGAAGUCCAAGAACAAAGAAGAAUGCAAGGAAGUUUUUUUGGCUGCUGUGGAUGUUGAAAUAUCUUCUGCAUCAAAAGCAUGCACAGAGUUAUCAUCAUCAGAAGCAACUAAUCUCCAUCCCGUUAUCAGCAAAUCUGAGCCUAGUACCAGUUUGAAUGGCUUAUAUCCACCAAUCAGUAUAAAAUCUAGGCUUAAUUUAAGUAUUGAAGUGCCAUCAGCUUCCCAGCUUGAUAAGUCUGUAUUGGAAGCACUCCCUUCUGAUCUUCGAGAACAAAUAGAACAUGCAUAUUCUCUUCAACUAAUAGAUGCACAUGAUAAUAGCAAAAAGGAACCAAUAAAUGGAUACAAUAUUAACUUUCCAUCCCAGCCUGGUGGAACCGUUCUAUUACAGAUGCCAGAUCUCAAAGAAUCAAGCAAUAAUGCCGGGAUUAAUAUAAUAGCACUCCCAGCAUUUUCACAGGUGGAUCCUGAUGUUUUUGCUGCCCUUCCAUCAGAAUUGCAGGAGGAACUUAGACAAGCAUAUGACCAAAGGCAAAAUCACGUAGAGAACAUAUUUCAGCAAUCAAGUGCCACUGCAUCAAAGAAUCCAGUUACAAAAAGUAAGAAGAGAACUAGAAAGAAAAUCCAAGUCAGCCCAGUAAAAACAAACCAUAGUCCUUUCAAAAACAAGCGUUUGGGUAACCCUGCAAAAACUAUGGUUGUUUCUGUUGGAAGUCCUCAGAAAUUAAUAGAUAACUUCUUGAAACAGGAAAAAGCAAUCAGUGACAAUCCCCAGAUGGAAGAAGUACAAGCUGUUACAAAUCCUUCCAGUCCAUCUAUUCCACAGCAAUUAUCAUCUACCACAAUUUGGCCUCAAGCACCUAAUCUAGCAGGAGCUAUUGAGUUUAACGAUGUAAAGGCCUUGCUUAAGGAAUGGAUUACAACUAUAUCAGAUCCCAUGGAGGAAGACAUUUUGCAAGUUGUGAAGUAUUGUACUGAUCUGAUAGAAGAAAAGGAUUUAGAAAAGCUGGAUCUAGUCAUAAAGUACAUGAAAAGGCUAAUGCAGCAGUCUGUAGAAUCAGUAUGGAACAUGGCAUUUGAUUUCAUUCUUGACAAUGUUCAGGUUGUUCUGCAACAAACUUAUGGAAGCACAUUAAAAAUUAUCUGAACUGAUCUUGUAGAAAAAGAUAUGGUAAGAGCCUGGAGCUCUCUGAUAGCUGUACCAUAAGUGCUUGUGAGGUAUUUGCAAAGUGCAUGACAUUAAGCUGAGUUUUUAUAUGUUGAAUUUUUUUUAAAGGAGAAGGUGUUUUGUACAUUUUCUUUCAGCAAAGUGCCAAAAUUUGUCAGUAUUGCAUGUAAAUAAUUGUGUUUAAAUUCUUUUAUUGUAGAAUAGAAUCUAUUUACAAAAUGUUUGUUUAUAAAAGUUUUAUGGAUUUUUACAGUGAAGUGUUUACAAUUGUUUAAUAAAGAAUUGUAUGUAAUUUGUA
Molecule: messenger RNA, 4057 nt
Organism: Notechis scutatus (mainland tiger snake)
Lineage: Eukaryota; Metazoa; Chordata; Lepidosauria; Squamata; Elapidae
Source: RefSeq, a predicted model, not a curated record